CUCUUUCUCCCCACGCCCAGCAGCCCUGACCAUUUCAGGACCCAGGACAGCGAGAAAUGGAGAGAAGAGGGGAAGACAGAAAGGGGGUGGAGAAAGAUAGACACCUGAAAACCUGCUUCACUGCCUGUGAAGUGACUCCCCUGCAGGUCAAUUUAUUUCUUUCACAAGAAAGAGAGAAGUCAAAACCCAGCUUCCUUCCUGAAUAUUCAUUGCCAGGAAUCCAAUCUGGAGCCUCACACAGCCGCGUGGAGAGGAGCUGCCACCAUGUCGGCGCACCUGCAGUGGAUGGUGGCGCGGAACCGCUGCCGCUCCCUCAUCAGGAGGAACCAGCAGACCUACAGCACGGAGCCCAACAACCUCAAGGCCCGUAACUCCUUCCGCUACGACGGGCUGAUCCACCACAAGACUGGCCAGCGGAAGCCGGCCACCUCCUACGUGCGCACCACCAUCAACAAGAAUAUCCGGGCCACUCUGAGCAGCAUCCUCCACAUGAUCCGCAAGAACAUCCGCAGGGCCAGCGCCAUCCUGCGCAGCCAAACGCCAGUGAUGGGCAAGAGGAGGCGUGCCCACCCCACCGAGAGCUCCUGAGCAUCUGCACAAUAAAGCUCUCUGCCACCUUCCAAAAAAAAAAAAAAACAACUUUAUAGUAGCAAUGUUCUGAGUGUUUUUCAAAUACUG
Erinaceus europaeus (western European hedgehog) is the source of this 678-nucleotide messenger RNA. RefSeq names its product large ribosomal subunit protein eL28-like. Gene Ontology annotation, molecular function: structural constituent of ribosome. The coding region runs from base 265 to 588 and encodes 107 amino acids. The record is from RefSeq and is a predicted model, not a curated record. Gene Ontology annotation, biological process: translation. Gene Ontology annotation, cellular component: cytosolic large ribosomal subunit; ribosome. NCBI's taxonomy places the organism in Eukaryota, Metazoa, Chordata, Mammalia, Eulipotyphla, Erinaceidae. The transcript is spliced from 4 exons.